AUGAAACCUGAUGGGAAAUUGAUUUACGUUUAUUUGGUUGGGAUUUGGAAUGUAGUUCAAGGCAAGUUAGGUUUGUUUUAUACCUGAUAUUCGGGGUAUAGCAUCAUUUAAAACAAACAUUUUUAGCUGUAAAAUUCUAUGGAGGAAUUCCCGUCCCAGGCCGACGAGUUCCGGCCAUCAGAUUCCUCGAGUAUUAUCUGGAUUCUUGCAGCAAACCCAAGGACAAAAACAGUGCCUUUGAUGAGCUCAAUAUGGCAAGUAUAAGGAACUAUUUUUUGUUGUCCGCAUUCAGUCUUUUCGCUGUCCGCAAAUCGACUUCUCACUGUCCGCAAUUGAGAAUUUUUUUCUGUCCGCACUUCUACUGUCCGCAAAUAAAAUUUUUGAUGUCCGCAUUCAAAACAACUUGUUCUAGGCACCUGGCAAGGCCUUUUUUCGAUACUUCUGACUGCCACAUUACACUUGACAUCAAUAUUAUUCAAAAUUCGAGGUGUGAUGUUGCACUUGAUACCAAUAAUAUUCAAAGUUAGGGCUGUGAUAUUGCAGUGGUUACCAAUAUUAUUUAAAAUUAAGGUUGCCAUAUUGCACUUGAUAUCAAUAAUAUUCAAAAUUGGGGGUGUGAUCUUGCAUAGUACUGGAAUGUGGUUUACAGGAUUUUUAGAGCAUGUCUGGUAAUUUUUGGGGCCAGUGGUGCCCCUCUAUUUUUUUUAACAAAAUUUUUUUAUUUGCGGACAGUGAGAAUCUCCGUGACUUUUCACUGUCCGCAAAUGAAAUUCUUGGCCAAAUGGCCAUGUUUGGGGUGGGAUUGGGCCAAGAUGAUUCUGAAAUGUGAUUUACAUGAUUUUUAGAGCAUGUCUGGUAAUUUUUGGGGCCAGUGGUGCCCCUCUAUUUUUUUUAACAAAAUUUUUUUAUUUGCGGACAGUGAGAAUCUCCGUGACUUUUCACUGUCCGCAAAUGAAAUUCUUGGCCAAAUGGUCAUGUUUGGGGUGGGACUGGGCUGAGAUGAUUCUGGAAUGUGAUUUACAGGAUUUUUAGAGCAUGUCUGGUAAUUUUUGGGGCCAGUGGUGCCCCUCUAUUUUUUUUUAACAAAAUUUUUUUAUUUGCGGACAGUGAGAAUCUCCGUGACUUUUCACUGUCCGCAAAUGAAAUUCUUGGCCAAAUGGUCAUGUUUGGGGUGGGACUGGGCUGAGAUGAUUCUGGAAUGUGAUUUACAGGAUUUUUAGAGCAUGUCUGGUAAUUUUUGGGGCCAAUGGUGCCCCUCUAUUUUUUUUUAACAAAAUUUUUUUAUUUGCGGACAGUGAAAAGUCACGGAGAUUCUCACUGUCCGCAAAUAAAAAAAUUUUGUUAAAAAAAAAUAGAGGGGCACCACUGGCCCCAAAAAUUACCAGACAUGCUCUAAAAAUCCUGUAAACCACAUUCCAGUACUAUGCAAGAUCACACCCCCAAUUUUGAAUAUUAUUGAUAUCAAGUGCAAUAUGGCAACCUUAAUUUUAAAUAAUAUUGGUAACCACUGCAAUAUCACAGCCCUAACUUUGAAUAUUAUUGGUAUCAAGUGCAACAUCACACCUCGAAUUUUGAAUAAUAUUGAUGUCAAGUGUAAUGUGGCAGUCAGAAGUAUCGAAAAAAGGCCUUGCCAGGUGCCUAGAACAAGUUGUUUUGAAUGCGGACAUCAAACAUUUUAUUUGCGGACAGUAGAAGUACGGACAGAAAAAAAUUCUCAAUUGCGGACAGUGAGAAGUCGAUUUGCGGACAGCGAAAAGACUGAAUGCGGACAGUGAAAAGCUCGUCCCAAGUAUUAGGUUGAUACAAAAGUUUUUACACAUUUUUUUGAGACACUUCAAAAUAAAAUUCCUAGAGCCUGAUUGAAUGUACGUUAAAACUGAAAGCAUAGAUGUAUGGGGCAGAACAUUGCAAAAUUUUUGAUUCGUGGCAUUUUAUUUUCUACAAGCUUCCUUUCAGAAUAUUUCAAAAAUACUAAAAAUUUCUCCGUUUGUGUCAUCGUGAAUAUCCUGGGCCCUAGCAAUUUUCCAGCCCACUAAAAAGUCUCGGGUUUUGGGUUAUUCGUACUGGGGAUGGCUGUAGUUUCUUCUGAAUUUAUUGCUCUACUUAUAUCUACACUGACAUUUUUUGUAGCAUCCCAUAAAGUUGGCCGGAGAGCCGAGCUACCGAUCAAAAGCAGAUUUUUAAAAAUUUUUUGAAAGGAGUUAGAUUUUUUUGACUCGGCUGCCAUUCAGGUUGUACAAAGACAGUAUGCUGAUGAUACAUUCGAAAAGUCACCAACUGAAAUUGCCUUAUAAGGUAGAAAAGUAGCAUAAACUGCAUUUUUAGGUGAAUUUUUGUAAUUUUUUUACUGGUAGGGCAAGAGGACCUUCAGCUUAGCGCGUCUAGCAACUGAUAGUGUAUGUCAAGUAGGAUCAAUUAUUUAUUAAAUAACUAGGAUACCGGGCGAGAGUAAUGAACAGAAAACGUUUUUGUAAAAAUCCCCUAAAUUUCGUAAAAUAUUGGUAGAUUAAAAAGAUUCGAUUUUUCUGCCGCAUAGCUAAAGCUAGCGCGAAUGUUUAGCAUUGGCGUUGUAGUGCUACUCAUACACUACAAUAACAGAAAGCGUUAUCUCUUAGUGCUUCUAAUAGCUGCGUCUACAGGGUCUACUUUUGCCAGACCCUAAUUUUUGAUUUUUCGCACUAAAAAUUUUUCGACUAGCCCUAUAGCAAAUUGUCCUCGAUGCCAUAGAGAUUACAUACAGGCAUACCAUAUUCUAGAAUAUUAAGAAGAUACAGCCACUCUAGACGUAACGCCGGUGGUUUACUUUUUCUUCCUUCGAGUAGUUAAGGUUUAACACGGCGCUACUACUACAAAUUGCUAAGUUGUAAAAAGUUAUUAAUCUACUAUAAUCUACAAACAGCCCUCUUUCUAACAAGAUAUAUAUCAGGCCCACUGGCCUUGGUCUAAAUUUUUUAAAAUUUUUUAAAGACAUGUGUAAAAACUUUUGUAUCAACCUAAUAUAAUAUAAAAAUUCCUAAUUUUUAUAUUCCCAAAUUUUAGUUGCUCCGUCAGGUUGUGAACGAAGAGAUUGCCGAGAAAACCGUGAACAAUAUGUACUUCGCAGUGGACGAUGUGAACAUUGAUCAUCUGAUGGGGCGCUGGGUUACGGUAGUCGACUCCCCGUUCCUCCAUCGGCAAUAUUGUGCGGUAAAUUACUUCAGAUUGAGUGAGAAGACCAAGUAUACGGCUGAUUUUGUGACUCAUCAGACGUCGAGGAAUUCGGAGGAAGUGGUCACUUACAAUGGAUUUGGCCAGAAAGUGGGGCCAGACCCGGGGUCCGUGUUUAUUCACACCGGGAAUCCGAGUGAUCCAUGUCCGUGUAAGUUGAUUUGGAAUGAUUUCAAGUAGUCUAGACACAAUUUCAAAAGAUUUUCGAGAAAUUUAAAAAAAUUUUAAUAAUUAAAAAAAAAUGAGAAAAAACUUUUUUAGUUAUCCCCGUUAAAGUUGGCCCUUCUUCCAAGAAAUCGGGCCAAUUUGAGUAUGUGAUCCUGACGACCCCCCUGAAGACGCCCACCGUUGUCCUGGCCCGUGAUGCGCGCCUUUUCCAGAAAGAGUAUCGGGCCGAGGUGGAGGAUUAUCUCAAGAGAUUCAAUUACUUGAAUCCGGUGACCGCCCUCAAUCAGCCACUCCACUUUCUGAAUGUCAGCAAUUGUAACACCUAUCAGCAUUUUGAUUACGAUCUCGGGAUGGAUGACUGA
This is a messenger RNA of Bursaphelenchus xylophilus (pine wood nematode), 3737 nucleotides long. Lineage: Eukaryota; Metazoa; Nematoda; Chromadorea; Rhabditida; Aphelenchoididae. The record is from the annotation of a GenBank genome assembly.